Molecule: messenger RNA, 3246 nt
Organism: Stegostoma tigrinum
Lineage: Eukaryota; Metazoa; Chordata; Chondrichthyes; Orectolobiformes; Stegostomatidae
Product: utrophin-like
Exons: 5
Coding region: 245-787 (180 amino acids)
Biological process (GO): synaptic signaling
Cellular component (GO): plasma membrane
Source: RefSeq, a predicted model, not a curated record
UUCCAAUACCACGCUGAGUAUUGUUAUCCCGAUAGUUCUUUCGUCUCAGUCCGUGUGUAUUCCCGGGCGAAUGUGCUCGUGUGGUCUCAGGAGUUGCGGAGGUCACGGCUCUGGGACAGCCGUUUCAUCGCCCUAUGCUGCAGGAAAAAAGCAAUGAAAGUGCCGUUCAUGUUUUGCACGGCGAGCUGCUGAAUACUAACCGGUCUCACACCAUUACCAUCACCUUGCCCUUGUGAAGGCAGAUAUGGAUAAGGUUCUCAAAGCUGAUAGAAGAUUGAAACCACUCUCGUCCUGUGACGCUGAACCUGCCCCGGAAGAGAGAGCCCAGAGAAUUGCCAAAGCUGUCCGCAAACAGUCAAUAGAAGUGAAGGAAAAUUGGGAACAACUGAAAAUCCGUGCGAGCAACUGGCAGAAACAGGUGGAAAAGGCGUUGGAGAAACUUCAAGAACUGCAGAAAGUUCUGGAUGAUCUUGAGGCUCAUGUGAUAACAGCUGAGGGGGUCCACACUGAUUGGCAACCUGUGAGUGACCUGCUUAUUGACUCAUUGCAGGAUCACUUUGAUAAAACCACAGGUCAGGACUAUCUUCAAAAUCUGAGAUUGGGUUUUGAAAGACAGCAGCCUUUGUUUUGGAGAGAUAAUGGGAACUGCAGAUGCUGGAGAAUGCAAGAUAACAACGUGUGGAGCUGGAUGAAGACAGCAGGCCAAGCAGCAUCUGAGCAGCUUUCCUGGAGCAAGUCUGUUUUCCUUCGGAUGAGACGACUUUCAGACAUACUCCCUUUAUUAUGAGAUUUAAUUGCGGUAAAAUGAGGAUUUUUAUUCACUGAGACACACAUGACUAUAUGUUUAAAGCAUUGGAAAAAGCGUUCUGUUCGGACUGUCAUGUUAUCUGGUGUUUGUACCAGGCUUUCCGAUGAAAUGCAAGUGAUUAAGGAUGCUACUGAUGCCACAUGUUAUUACAAGAGGAAAUGAACAUACAAGUAAGGAUUUUAUGCCACAUUUAUACAUAGCAUGGACCAUGCAGCAUGGAUGCAGUGACUGAGUGAAAUGGGAUGCAGUGACUGAGUGAAAUGGGAUGCAGUGACUGAGUGAAAUGGGAUGCAGUGACUGAGUGAAAUGGGAUGCAGUGACUGAGUGAAAUGGGAUGCAGUGACUGAGUGAAAUGGGAUGCAGUGACUGAGUGAAAUGCUCACAGCGAAUUGCCCCCUCCAUCCUGACCCGCUCACAGCGACUUGCCCCUGCAGUCCUGACCUGCUCACAGCGACUUCUCUCUGCAGACCUGACCCGCUCACAGUGACUCGCCCCUUCAGUCCUGUCCCAAUCACAAGGACUUGCCCUCUCCGUCCUUACCCGCUCACAGUGACUUGCCCCUGCAGUCCUGACCCCCUCACAGUGACCUGCCCCCUCACUCCUGACCCGCUCUACAUUGAGGAAACCAAGCAGAGGCUUGGGGACCGCUUUGCAGAACACCUCCACUUGGUUCGCAACAAACAACUGCACUUCCCAGUCGCGAACCAUUUUAACUCCCCCUCCCAUUCCUUAGACGACAUGUCCAUCAUGGGCCUCCUGCAGUGCCACAAUAAUGCCACCCGAAGGUUGCAAGAACAGCAACUCAUAAUCCGCUUGGGGACCCUGCAACCCAAUGGUAUUCAUGUGGACUUCACCAGCUUCAAAAUCUCCCCUUCCCCAACUGCAUCCCAAAACCAGCCCAGUUCUUCCCCUCCCCCGACUGCAUCACAAAACCAGCCCAGCUGUUCCCUUCCCCCGACUGCAUCCCAAAACCAGCCCAGCCUGUCUCCACCUCCCUAACAUGUUGUUCCUCUCACCCAUCCCUUCCUCCCACCUCAAGCCACACCUCAUCCUGCCUCCUUGACCUGUCUGUCUUCCCUGGACUGACCUAUGCCCUCCCUACCUCCUCACCUGUACUCUCCUCUCUACCUAUCUUGUUUUCUCUCCAUCUUCGGUCUGCAUCCCUCCCUCCCUAUUUAUUCCAGUUCCCUCUCCCAUCCCCCUCUCUGAUGAAGGGUCUAGGCCCGAAAUGUCAGCUUUUGUGCUCCUGAGAUGCUGCUUGGCCUGCUGUGUUCAUCCAGCUCCACACUUUGUUAUGUUGGAUUCUCCAGCAUCUGCAGUUCCCAUUAUCAGUGGCAUUUUCCUCUUCAUCAAAGUUUGUGCAAAAGCAACACGAUAUGGGGCGGCACGGUGGCUCAGCGGUUAGCACUGCAGCCUCACAGCACUGGGGACCCAGGUUCAAUUCCAGCCUCAGACAACUGUCUGUGUGGAAUUUGCACCUUGUCCCUGUGUCUGCGUGGGUUUCCACCAGGUGCUCCGGUCUCCUCCCACAGUCCAAAGAUGUGCACGCUAGGUGGAUUGGCAAUGCUAAAUUGCCCGUAGUGUUCAGGGGCGUGGGUCUGGGUGGGAUGCUCCAAGGUUUGGUGUGCACUUGUUGGGCCAAAGGGCCUGUAUCCACACUGUAGGGAAUCUAAACAAACCUGUUCCCACAUCUCCAUGUUAUAACCCUGCUGAUCAAUGCACACAGAGAUGUUUGAUAACAAAAGGAUAACAAUAAUAUUCAAACCUAGUGCUGGAGAUGUAUUUUAAAUACACGGAGGCCAGUGUCGAUCUCCAAUUCAACUUUUAUUUACAAAUGAACUGUCUUCAACUUUAGCACUGCCUCAUUCAGAGAUAGUUGCCAGGGUGUCAGCAUCUCUGAUGCUCACACUUCUUAUCUGUCAGCCAGGGCUCCCUGAUUUGGGCUGUUAAUAUGGAACAAUCAGGCAACUCAUAUUCUGUGAGGUUCAACUGGCCGACCUGGUCACAAACCAGUGCGGUGUGUUCAUCGAAAAUCAAACGUACUAGAAAGAUACCAUUCCAUACCAGUGUAAAGGAAGGCAUGAGGCUAAACUGGGGAGGGAAGGGAACUGCUUAUUGGGGGUGGCCCAGAGAGUAAAAGAAAAUCGAAUGGGAAGAAGACCAUUUGAGACUGAGGGAGAGAGAUGUAAUUGCCUGAAUGAGGCAUUCCAAUUGCGAAAUGGAUUUUUGUGUAUACACCAUGUUCAGUUUCCCCGAUCUUAAUCUGUACUCCUCUUUAAAUGAUUAGUAUCUGAAAUUUCUGUAUCAUUUCCAAAUGUUCUGUCUCUAAUGUUAUGCUGUUGGAAUUGGUUGAACUGCAGAGAUAUUAUUUAUUUGCACAAAUGUGUUCAGUGAAAUGAGUUGCAUGCUAUUUAUGUAUUAUUCUUCCUGAUUCUAUU